AUGCCUCCAUGUCCAGACACUUGUGGUCAUCGAGAGGUCAAGUUCAAAGGCAAGAACACAGCUACAUUAUUCUGUAAAUGGCUUUUCACAAAAGCUCACAAAAGCUUUUCGGUGUUUGCCCACAAUUUCAAGGGUUAUGAUGGCUAUUUCCUGUUGGAUUAUCUGAUAGGGAAUAGUAUCCUCCCUGACAACAUGGUGUACAAUGGGUCUAAACUCAUGUAUAUGCAUAUUCCCCGGGGUUUGAACAUUCGACUGUUGGACAGUUUGUCUUUCUUCAACACUAAACUGGCCAAUCUUCCCAAGAUGUUUCAUCUGGAAGAGUUGAAGAAAGGCUAUUUCCCCCAUUACUUCAACACCUCUGUCAACCAACAGUAUGUUGGGCCUUAUCCUGAUGCUUCAUUCUAUGGGAUCAACAACAUGUCUACACAAGACAGAAGUCACUUCCUAACUUGGUAUGCCAAACAAAAGGACAACAUCUUUGACUUUGCUCAAGAAAUGGAGGAGUAUUGUCGGUCAGACGUUCAAAUCUUGAGGGAAGCUCUCAUGACUUUCCGACAAUUAUUAUUGUCUGUUACAACAAAGACAUAUCUUGUCAAGGACCCUAAAACACUGCAAAUCGCUCAAAAGAAAGAACCUGGCAUCGAUCCGACAGAUUACAUUACCAUUGCCAGUGUGUGUCAUGGGGUGUUCAAGCACAAGUUCUUGACAGCAUACACUCAUGUCAAACUUCUUUGGCAAGGGACAGUCACUCCAUGGCUUCCCAUCAAAGAGCAUAAAAAUCAACACUGGGUGGAAGUCAAACCCGGGUCCUGGCUAACCCUUCAAGCAGUACAAGAAGCAGGGGGUGUGGUUCAUGAAAAAGAGACCCUUCCCAGUCCCAUUGCAAAGGUCCCUGGAGAUGGAUACACCAAAGAUCAAUACAGUCUGAUCUCCAUACAAUGGCUGGAAUGGCUGAUUCACUCCCAACACAAACACAUUCAACAUGCGUUGAAUGAAGGUGAAUAUCAGAUCCCAGGGACCAAGUAUAAGGUGGAUGGGUACUGUCGUGACAGCAACAUUAUCUACCAGUUUGACGGGUGUCUCUAUCAUGGUUGUCCUACAUGCUAUCCUCAUGACCGGGACAAAACAGUACUGCCUCACACCAAGCAGUCUGUCAGUGAGUUGUAUGCUUUGACCAUGAAGAGAAAUGCAACCAUCAGGCAGAAGGGUUACGAGUUAGUGACCCUCUGGGAACAUGAGUUCAGGCAACAACUGAAAACCAAACCUGAAUUGAAAACCUAUGUGGCCACCAUAGAUCUCCAGGAACGAUUAGAUCCCAGAGAUUCAUUUUUCGGUGGUCGGACUAAUGCUUCCAAGUUGUUUUAUGAAACUGAAGAGAAGGAAGACAUUUUGUACAUGGAUUUUACAUCCUUGUACCCAUGGGUCAACAAGUAUGGUCAGUAUCCCGUUGGGCACCCUCAAAUCAUUACCAGAGAUUUCAAAUCUCUAGAGCAGUACUUUGGCAUUGCCAAAGUCAAGAUCUUACCCCCACGUGGACUGUAUCAUCCCGUCUUGCCCUUUAGAUCGAAUGGGAAACUCAAAUUUGCAUUGUGUCAAACUUGUGCUAAUUCAGAGCAACAAACACCAUGUCAGCACACGGAUGUAGAACGUGGUUUCAUUGGAACAUGGUGCAUUCCAGAGUUAAUCAAAGCUCUGGAGAAAGGCUAUGAACUUCAAAAGGUGUAUGAAGUUUAUCACUGGGCAGAAACCACCCAGUAUGACAAAACGACCCAAUCGGGUGGUUUGUUUGCCAGUUACAUCAACACCUUCCUGAAAAUCAAGCAAGAAUCUUCAGGUUGGCCUGCAUGGUGUCAGUCAGAAGCAGAUAAACAACAAUACAUUCACAAAUAUUUGGAGAAUGAAGGCAUUCAGUUAGACUAUGACAACAUUGAGAAAAAUCCUGGUUUGAGAGCCUUGUCAAAACUAAUGUUGAAUUCAUUCUGGGGUAAAUAUGCUCAAAGACCCAAUAUGAGACAGACAAAAUUUGUAUUUGCAUCUAAACUGGAGGAAUUUUAUCAAUUUUGA
Haliotis rubra (blacklip abalone) is the source of this 2064-nucleotide messenger RNA. RefSeq lists its product as uncharacterized. Gene Ontology annotation, molecular function: DNA binding; nucleotide binding; DNA-directed DNA polymerase activity. NCBI's taxonomy places the organism in Eukaryota, Metazoa, Mollusca, Gastropoda, Lepetellida, Haliotidae. Gene Ontology annotation, biological process: DNA replication. The record is from RefSeq and is a predicted model, not a curated record. Bases 1 to 2064 code for a protein of 687 amino acids. The transcript has a single exon.